AAAAAUUCAAGAUGUCGUCUCGUGUGGCUGCAGGAAGCAAUCUCUCUUCCAACCAAGAUCCACGAAGAGAGAACAGAAUAUAUCGAUAUAUUCCUGUGACAAAUAAACCUAAUCAAGAUCCAUUGCCUGAUUAUGUUAGUUUGUUAGGAAUGAUAUUUAGUAUGCUUGGUUUAAUGAUGAGAGUAAGUGGAAAUAAAUUGUGUUCUUUGUGUAAUUGAGUUCAGUGAGUGUUUUUCAGCCUAGUUCAUGUUCAUUAUUCAUAUGAAUACGGUAAUAUAGUACGUUGUGUGUACAUUCAGCGUCAUAUGUACUCGGCUUGGCUAGAAGUGUAUGGUAAAAUAUUCCAUGAUAUAAUAAACAUCUUGUUGCUCAAUUACACCUCAAUGGCCAAUGCCAAAUUAUUUUUAUAUAAAGGGAAUUAAGGGAAAUGUCCAGGAUAUUAACCCAUUGAAUGACAUUAUGGCAGCACUUUUCAUGUGAGGGAUAAAACCAUUGGGCUUUAAUAGAGAGUAAAAUAAUAUAUAAUAAAGUAGGGUGCAUCACUGUAUCAGGGUGUAUUGCCCCUUAGAGGGUUAACAGCAGGGCGAGAAAUAACGGCUGGAGGGUUGGCCGGCAUGGUGACUGGCCAAAUCAAUUUUAGCUAGGACAUAUCGAAUUUCAGACCGGUCAAAUCAUUCAGCUUAAUUUAAAGGAAAGCCUAAUAAAGUGUACACAUUCCUUUAUUUAUUUUUCCAUUUAAUCCUUCUGUAAAUAGAAUAGUGGUAAUAGUGGCAAAUGACUUAAUUUCUAUGUGUACCUGCAGUACUUUUGUCAUGAAAUCAUGAGGAAAGUCGUGCUCGGUGUGCAACAAGCAGCAAAGUCUAUAGUUUUAAUGUUGGGGUCAGGUGUCAAUUGGGACGCAAGUCCUGUUCCUUUCCCCAGUCACACUUGUGUCCUCUGUUUAUUGUAGAUGUAUGCGUAAUGAUUGUGUUGUGACAAAUGAUUAAAUUUAAUUAAAUUAAAUAGUGACAAAAUGAAUAAAUUCCUAAAAAAAUUCCUGACAUACUGUCUGUCAGUCCAUAGUUAAUAGUCAAUCUCUCUUAUCGACUUGUCAAGGUGGAAUGUACCUAUUUCCUAAUGAAAAGUUUUUCUUUGUAUGGAAAUUUCACAAGACCAUGCAGCAUAAUCAGUGGUGGAAAUCUUGGUGGGGGGCGCCUCCCCCGCCCCCACCUUAACAGAAAAUGAUGAAUUUUCAGAAAUUAUGAUCUAAAAGAGGGCUAAAAACAGCCUUUUCGAGUGCAAAUGGGGGGGGGGUUGUCAGAAAUUUGACAUUUUGUCCCCCCCAGAAAAAGUGAACUUCCGCCACUAAGCAUAACAUCCAUUUACACCCCACUACUAUGUUUCAAUUUAGUCCCAAGCAAAGUAGGGUACUCAGUGAGUAGGGGUUUUUGUUGAUGGAAAUUUAAUGUGAAGAACCAGAUAUUUACCAGUUUACACUGUCUGCAUGGCAUCACUUUUAGUUAACUUGUGUUCAAUGCUCAGCAAUUCUCUGUAACUUGGUUGGUUAGAUCCCAUCAAUGAAUCUCUAGUUCUAUCAAAUGAGAUGCCCAAAAUAUUUAACCAUACAUUGGUAUCACCUUACUGUAUAAUUUAUUAACUUUGCCUUGAAUUGAAUGCACUACAUACAAAUUGCAUAAUUUUACAUAGGAAAACUGCAACAGCUGAGGCCAAUUACUGCAGAUCCAUUUUAAACUUGUAUUACAGUCAUUAUAUUAUUUACUGGACUCUGUAGCUCACUUGGUUAGAACACUGUACUGGAAUUGCAGAUUUGAUUUUGGACCUAUGGUUGCAUUUUUUGCAACUGCUCCUGGUUAGGUUUACAAAUGUAACUAUAUAAUUUUUCACCUACAAAAAUCCCUCCAAUUUAAUUAGUUUACCAAUUCAUACAUUAAGAUUUUAUUCUGACAGACAACAAGUUCGUCAGCAGAGGGCAGUGUAAUAUUCACUAUAUAUCAAAAUGAAAAUACCCUGUACCCAUUCUAAAAUACCUCACAUGUUGUUCUAGAUGAAAUGGGCAGCCUGGGCAGCAGUCUAUUGUGCUUUCAUCAGCUUUGCCAAUUCCAAAGCAUCAGAAGAUACAAAACAAAUGUUUAGCAGCUUUUUGUAAGUUUUUUGUCCCCAGCAUACUUGUUUGUUUUUGCAUUUACCAUUACUCAGUACUCAAUACUGAAGGUGGUAUCGUGGUUAUUUUUGUGAAGUGUGACCGAAUUGCCUUUUUAUUUCCAAUGAAAUGGCUAUUUUAAUAUCCAUAAAAAUGCAUGUGAUUUUUAAAGUAGCUCCCAUGAAGCGUGAUAUCCUUUACUUAUAUUUCGUAAAACGAGAUUUAAAGAGAUUCCUGUGAAACAUGAUUUUAAAUAUUUUGCAGAGAGCAGAAUGUAAGAACUUGUCUUCUUGUCUUACCUCUGUGCCUUUCCCCAUAAAGACUAUAAAUAUAUAUUUGAAACUAUCAAAAUGGCCCCCAUUAGAUGUCAUCCGUAAACUAUUAGAAUGUUAAGGUUUGUAAUCCAAGUGAGAAUAUAUACAUUUUAAGACCUAUAUAACCAGGAACGACUGCGAAAAAUGCAAAACAAGGUCCUCUGGUAGGAAUUGAACCUACAGCCCUGCCAUUCCGGAUUACUGCACCGGAAUCGCAGGGCCGUAGGUUCAAUUCCUACCAGAGGACCUUGUGCUGCAUUUUUCGCAGUCGUUCCUGGUUAGGUCUUAAAAUGUAUAUAUUCUCACUUGGAUUACAAACCCUAACAUUCUAAUAUUAAUUCCACCAAGUGAAGUGCAAUCCAAAUUAUUGACAUCCAUACACUACUAUUUAACAAUUAGUUGGUGCUGUGCAAACUCCGGUUUUUCAUCUCCGGCUCCGGCCGAAUUACAGCUCUGAGCUCCGGCUCCGGCCACAUCAUAAAAUAUUAAAUAAAUGUUUUACGAUCAGAGAACAUUUAUUAAUAUUAUUAUGAAUAACCCUUUUCGCGAUUCCUAAUUAUCAGAUAACAUAACUCAGGAAACAAAACAGUGAAAACACUUAACCACGCAGAAAAUAUCUAUAUGGAAACCAGCCUCGAAAAAUCUUUGACACGAGGCAUGACGCGAGGCAUGACGCUAACACUCUCAGACUCCACAUGGCAAUUGUUCGCACACAAACAAAGUAUUUAUUUGUUUUGUACUUUUUCGUUAUCUACAAGGCAUGAAUACACAGACUAUGUAGCGCUAAGUCAGAUGGCUUCAUGAAAGCAUGACGUCAACCUCGUACCCAGGAUCUUUCUUUGGGAAAGACCCUGGCUGUGGCUGGUCACGUGCCUCAUCAAAAAUUUAGCGCCCGAGGGGGUGUGGGGAAAGUAUCAAAUUACAUCAACAUGCUUCCAGUCGGAUAUUCGUUAAAAACAUAAAUUUUGUGAAUUAUUACGUUCAAAAUACUUGCUAAGUUUUGUUUAUUUUCUUUGCUUUGAAUUUACAAGAACAUUCUUACUUACAGCCAAGUCAAAGAAACCAAGCAAAUCGUUACCCGCAGUGCUCGAGUCUCGUGUUGUUUAAAUACUCAAUGCAUGUUCUGUUCACACUCGAGCACGAUUAUAACAAACGUUUAUUGUAAUGUUUUUAAAAUACGCCAUUACAUUCGUCCAUUCUUGUAAAUGUUGAUACGCUUUGCACCGAUUCACUUGUUACUACGCGUCUUGUUUAUAAGAUUUUUAAAAGAAACAGUAUUGUCUAGGACUGGCCCAAUAUUAGCAAAUGUAAAUAUUUGAUAAUAGACACAAUAGCCGAACAGAGAAAUGUCCAUAAGCAUAGAGGAAAUUUCAUUCAUUGAUUUAUCUGGAUUUAGUACAUAAUUUGUAUUCGGUAAUUAUAGUAAGACUUUAGCCUUUUUCUUGGUCUCUAUUAAUCAUUAUAUUAUGUUAACAUACUAUAAUCUAUAUCACAAAUUUACAGUGUCAGAUGCGCACACCGUCAUUGGCGUCAUACGAAUAGACAUAAAUUUUCGAGUUUUCUACUUCUACUAACAUUUUUAAAGUUUUCAUUGUGAAUCACCUGUUUAUCUCUAAUUCAUUAAUCAUUUGCUACUUAUAUUUAUUUGAUAGUGUCAUAUAGUGAAUAAUGCGUUUACACACAAGCAAUCCUGGAUAUGAUAGACGAUGCAAGCUGUCCAUUAAAAAAUAACGGUAUUCUAUUUCACAGAGCAAAAAUUUAAAUCUCACUUGUAUUAUUAAGAAUGCAUAUAAAGCAAAAAAAAUAAAAAAUUAUAGCUUAUUUAUGUCAAAACGAAAGCUGUUUAAAAAUUUAUAAAGGUGGUGAACACUACUAAAGAGUGCUUAUUGAAAGACAUGUAUUAUAUAGUGACAUAUAAUUUGUCGUUUGACUUAUCUUUGGUGUAUGAUUUUAAUACCGUAGAUUUUCAACAGACAACUAUACUUUGACAUAUACCAUGAUCGUUGGUUUCAGCAAUGCCAAGGGCCAAUUUUAUAGUCUUUUGACGGGCUUUAAGUUUUUUUGAUAAGGCCUUUAUAUAGAUCAACAAAUAUCUGGAUACAGUUGGCGUCUUGGCGAUAUUUCGGAAAUCAAAAGAUCUCGCUAUUUCGUUGCAAAUAUUCCACAUCUCAUCAAUAAAUAAAUUCUUUUGGUCCGAGUAUCAGGAUAGACUUUAAUACUAAAUAAAUAACAACCACACUGUUCAGUCUGGAGAUAUAUAUUUUCUUGUAGGUUUAAUAUUGCCACGCUGCACAAGCGGCAAGCCGCCGCAAGCGUGCUUUCUUUGGCAAGUCUAUAAUGAAAUCUGAUCCAACUUGUUUGAAUUGUAACUCGACACCAGAUUAUAGAGUAGAACGUCACGAUAUAAAUAUUAAUUUAAUAAGAGUUCUCUUUACGAUUUCUUGUUGCAAAUUUACAGUAAAUUUCAUCACCCAAAGUUGCAAUUUUAAAACACAACAAACACGCUUCUUUCCCACCCCUCUCACAGUUACAAUUAAAUUUACCUCCCAGAAUCUGGGAGGCACGUGACCAGCCGCAGCCAGGGUCUCUCCCAGAUGACAGAAGGAGAGACCCUGGGAACGAGGUUGUCGUUCAAGUAGUUUUCGAACCAUCGUAAAAGCGUUCCGUUUAUGCCAUGCAUUUGUAGUUUGUGAAGUAGGAUGUCAUGAUCUACAGAGUCGAACGCUUUCGAGAAAUCUAGGUAUAGCACAUCGAUUUGUUUGUUUCGAUCCAGAUUUUUACCAAUGUCAUGUAGUAUACCUAGAAGCUGGGUUAUACAUGAACGAUUUCUUAAGAAGCCAUGUUGGACAUUAUUGAUCAGUACACGAACAAAGGGGUAAAUGUUAUUGAAAACGCAUCUUUCGAGAACUUUGGAAAUUAUUGGCAGAAGGGAAAUGGGACGGUAGUUGGUCACGGGUUCGACACAGUCUUUUUUGUGGAUGGGUAUAACGUUCGCAUGUUUCCAUUCCAUAGGUAGGCGGCCUGUUGUUAAGGACAUGUUGAACAAACUGCAGAGGCUUGUCGAGAUUUCUCUUGAAAAUUCUUUCAGUAGACGUGGUGGUAUUCCGUCUGGGCCAUAAGCCUUUGUUGUGUCCAAAUGGUUAAGGUACUGCUCGACUUCAUUCUGCGAGAUCUGAAUAUCAGAUAUUAUUUCGUCAGUUUUCGGUGUCAUGUUCAGGUUUGCAUCUUGGGAAGAUGACUUCGGAAGAAAAACAGAGGCGAAGAAUGCAUUGAAAAGUUCUGCUUUUUUGUUUGGUGUUGUUGCAGUUGAGUUGUUGUAGGCCUACGUGUUAGCAGGUGGGGAAUUUCUAUUGCGGAGGAUAUGUUUGUGGUAGGACCAGAAUAACUUAGGUGAUUUUGCGAGGGAAUCUUGAACUUUUUGUAUGUAUUGAUGGCGUUUUUGUUUAAUCAAGUCCUUAGUUUCCUGUGUCAACUGACGGAGUUUGCGUUUUGCGCGUUCGUAACUAACAAUCGUUUGACAUUUGUCUCGUUUCAUAUUGUUUUCUUGUCAUUUUGCCGGAGCUGGGAGAACGUAACUCCGGCUCCGGGCUCCGGCAUACAAAAUUCUGCUCCGGCUCCGGCGUUGGAAAAACCGCCGGAGCUCCGGCAGAACUCCGGCGCACAGCACUACAAUUAGUUGCCGAAGGCGAAGUGAAUAUAGGCUUGUAAUCACCGAGCCUGAGGCAACUAAUUGUUUUAGUAUAAUUUCAGUAUUGAAAAAGCUUUAUUUAUAAAUACAACUAAUACAUGUGUCUAUUUUAUGAAUAUAAUUUGCAUAUGUAUUUACUUCCAUCUGAUGUUCAGCCAUUUUUUGGGAAAAGCAAUAGUUACUGCUCAGAGCAGCCUGAGUAGUAAUUAUUGCCUCAGAGUUACUGCUGAGGGAACCAAUCAGAAUGUUCAAAGGCCAUUUUUCAAUACUGAAAUUGUACUAUGGAUUGAUAGGGAUACAACUACCUGUCUGAAAAACACAAGGACUACUUCGACGUUUUGAGCAAAUUACAUGAGCCUGCACUUCAUGUAAUGUCAAUUAUAUACAAUAUUAUUGAAAAUUGUACUCCUGCAUAAACUACACAACUAUGCCAGUUAGUGAGUACAUAUACAGGGUGUAUCAAAAAAAGCGCAAUCCUCGACUGAAAUGUAAAUUGCUAAACAAAUAAUAGACGAAAACGUUAAAGUUUACAUUCAUUUUAAAGCGUAGCCAUUCAGCUUUCUAACAGUGGGUUGUUUCUUAAAUUUGACUCAUUGGUUCGCGGGUAAUAAUACUUUACGUUAUUGCGAUUGGAGAUUAAAAAAAUUGAGAUGGAAUAACAAAUCGUUCUCAUGAAAAUAACUGAUUUUUUCAUUAAAACAAAAAAAUGUUGCAUUUUAUUAAAUGGAUUGUAACAAUAAGUAUAAUUACGGCUUUUCUUCCACUAUUUUUAACUCAGUUUGAAACUUCAAAUGCGACAUAAUUUUGGCUUGGACCAUCUAAGCUGACUGACAUCAACUUGCUAUAAUUUCUGUUUACAUUACAUCGCAAUUCGACGACACUCUGGCUCAGACACCAGAAAUGUUUUGACGAUUUUUAGCAUUCGUUUAGGAUUUUCAAACAACCUGGUCUCUUUUAAAAUACUUUUAAUUUGUUCUUACGUGGUUUUCCAGAUGUAGUGACGACAACAUUAAAGUUUAAAGAAGAAAAUUCUAACAUUUAAACCGACUAAACAAUAACACAGUAAACUUGCAUAAUUAAACAGCAACUAAAAAUGAUAGGUUUUACUAAAUCUUUUCCUGUGCAAUUAUUACUAGCAUUGGAGACAAGGAUAAUAGUUUGUUUGAAAGAGAAAAGAACAGGCUUUGAAGUAAGCCUAAAAGCGUUAACUAGAAAUAGUAUUUCGAAAGUUAUUAAGCACAAAAGAUGAAUUGCGUUUAUUUUGAUACACCCUGUAUAAGGCGAAAGAAAUUUUAGCAUCUUGUUUUCCGUGAAAUGAAAGACUUUUUCUUUUUGAACCAUGAAAAUUGCCAUCUUAUUUUUUUGUGAAACCUGAUGAAUACAAAAGAACAAAUGCUAGACGCAUAACUACAAAGUUGAUAUUCAACUCAUGCUAUCAGCAAAAUAUAUAGAUAUGUCAUUUCGUAGUAAUGAAUGCCCCCACCUUACCACUUUACCAAUACGGCAAUACUGAACUUGUUAUUUGCUGUGUGCUUGGAAUAGAUCAUGUAGUAUUAACAAACUCACUGGAAGUAGGCUGGUCUAAGUGAAUACUAAAAAUCAAACUUUAAUGUGACCUGAAUUUUUUGUCUUACCUUGAUACAGUAUUAAAUAGACAAUUCCUUUGGAAUCACAACUAGAAAGAGCAUACUAAAAUUAGUAAAAUUACAAAGUUUGGUUGCGAAAUGUUGUAAAAUGCGGAAAAUAUAGCCUUGCAAGUUCGCAAAUUUUGUAUACUUUUGUAAGCAAUUUCCGCACGCAAUACAAAAGUAUACAAAAUUUUCAACUUUCUAGCUAUGGUGAUUUAUUUGCAUUUCUUUGCCUAGUUUUAAAAUUAGUCUAUAAUGCGGGAUUUGUCUAUUCUCUUUGACCAGUGGCGUCGCAAGGGUGGAAAAAUAGCAAGGGUGGGUAGUAGCGAAGUAGUUGUAGUUCGCUACUGUAGCGAACUAUAAUUUUCAAGUAGCCAGUAGUUUUUGACUACUUUCUUAAAACAGUAGUUAUAGCGUUCAUAUAGAAUAGAAUGAUAUUAAGACACGGUUUGCUUAAAAGAUUAUUUUAUACAGUAAAGAUUAUUUUAGCGCAAUGAAAAGUGGCACUCCUGAACACUGUAGUGCUUAUAAAAAUGUUGCUUUGACCCUUUUUGUUUACUGUUGCUACUCGUAAGUCGAUCUGUUAUAGGUUAUAUUACAGCCUGAGCUAGUGGAUGCUCCAAAUACCGUAAAACUAAAAAAUAUAGAGUAGCGAAAUAGCGAAAUAGCUCGCUACAUUUUUUAAGCAGUAGCUGUAGUCAGUAGCGAACUACCUUUGUUCAAAAGUAGCAGUAGUUGUAGCUGACUACAUAUUUUUGAAGUAGCUGUAGUUAUAGCGAACUACAAAAAUUUUGUAGUCAACCCACCCGUGACGAAUGCGUGAAAAAAUCCAAAUGCGAGCUCCUGGAAAACCUUAAAGUCCCUGAAAUGCCAUUUCCUGCAAUUUGGGCUAAAUUUUAUAAAAUUACAAAAAUUUACAGUUCCAUCAUAUUUUGAAGUACAUGCAUGUAAUUCUAGUUGUAUGAACUGCGACUGUAAAAACACCCUGGUUAAAAAUUUAGUUAACCUCAAAUUAACAUUGUUUGGGCUUAGUGUUCCUGGUUAAAUUUGCUGAAAUAACAUACUUGGGUUGCACCUAACGUAGGCUGGUUAAUUCAACCAUAUAUUUUUCCUCGUUAAAUUAAUCAGGACUAUGAUCAAGGACAAUGGUUAAAUUAAUCAGGAUUAUGAUCAAGGACAGUGGCUAAAUUAAUCAGGAUUAUGAUCAAAUUAACCAUGACUAUGAUCAAGGACAGUGGCUAAAUUGAUCAGGAUUAUGAUCGAAUUAGCCAGGACUAUGAUUAAGGACAAUGAUUAAAUUAAUCAGGAUUAUGAUCAAAUUAGCCAGGAGUAUGACUAAGGACAAUGGUUAAAGUAAUCAGGAUUAUGAUCAUAUUAGCCAGGACUAUGAUCAAGGACAGUGGUUAAUUUAUUUUAGGGGAAUUUUUGACCAGAGUGUUGAAGUAUUGGAAGAGUUUACAAUAUCCCUUCUCAAAUGUUGUUUUCUACAAAUUUGGAAAAACUAAAAUUUUGUGUUGCCCAUAUUUUACAGACGAGAAUAUUUGACUAAAACUAAGAACUUAUUUUUCAGAUUAUCAGUCUCGGCUGUUGUGAUGUCAUAUCUACAAAACCCUCAACCUAUGACUGCACCAUGGUGACAUCUUGAGAACUUUUUAAUGAAUAUGUGAAAUAUAUUAUAAUGAAAAUAUUAUUUAAUACUCACAUUAUGCAAACUCUCCAUCUACAGUAUUUACACCAUUUUAUGAGACGAAUCAACUUACUGUGUACGCGAUGGAGAUUCUCGGUAUAUAAGCUCGCUCAGGCAACGUCCACACUAAUCUUCGUAGUGUUUUCGUAUUUUACUUUCUGAAACCGCAAGUGAACAUUGAAAAUGUUCUGCAAAUAAUCAAGUAAAUGGACACUGCAACUGUGUAACACUAACUAACAAGUUGUCAAAUUGGAUGUCAUGCAAUAUUUUAACAGAGAAAAUUUAUUUCAGUGCACUGAGAAUCUUAAUAAUUUAUUUCAGUUCACUGAGGAUCUUGAUAAUUUAUUUCAGUGCAAAUGAGAAUCUUAACAUAAAAUUGCAUUUAUGAAGUCAUACCUACAGUACAGGUAAAAUUUUCUCUUUUGAUUAGAAUUUUCUCCCUGAAUAUCUACUUUAUCUAAAUUUUUGCAAUAAUCUUUUUUUUCUUUCUUGGGGAAAUAUUUUCUGGUAGCAAUAGUCCCGUGGUCCGAUACUUUUUCCACCCUUGGUUUUCGUAUUGUUCCAGGUAAUUACACCUCUAUUCCCUUGUGAACACAAACCAAUACGGAAACGCUACGAAAACGCUACGAAAACGGACCAGUGUGGACGUCACAAAACGAGAACCGAGAACUUGUAAACACGCGCUGAUUGGUCCAAAAAUUUAUUGUUAAUUCUUUAAUUAAAAUUCUUUAAACACGGUAGCCAUUCAUGUUCGGAGCUGGUUUUCCAUUGCCGUGUUUCAUACAAUGGUAUUAUUAUCAUUUAUAGACCCGGAGCGAGGGGGAUUCGGCGUAAUAUUUCCCGAAGUGAUGAUAUUUUUCGAGGGGCUUUGCCCCGAGGAAAAUAUCGUCACUGAGGGAAAUAUCGCCGAAUCGCCGAAUUCCCCGAACGGAGGGUCUAUAAAUGAUAUAUUAUACCGAAAGUUAAAGAACUCACUAAGUUCAGAAUAAACUUUAAAACUUGCUGAAUAGUGAAUAUUUAUAACUACGCGAAUACAAUUUUUAAUCUCC
This is a messenger RNA of Paramuricea clavata, 10506 nucleotides long. Lineage: Eukaryota; Metazoa; Cnidaria; Anthozoa; Malacalcyonacea; Plexauridae. The record is from the annotation of a GenBank genome assembly.